CGCGCGGCUCCCCCAGGCGGCGGGAACGACAGACAGACAGACAGACAGACAGGCCGGGAGCGACCAGAGUGACCGCAGGGUGACCGCAGGGACCGACCCCCCCAGCGACAUGUCCACCGCCAUGAACUUCAGCAGCAAGAGCUUCACGCCGCGGCCGCCGGACAAGGGCGCGUUCCCGCUGGAUCACUUCGGGGAGUGCAGCGCCUUCAAGGAGCGCUUCAUGGAGUGCCUCCGCCGCAGCGGCUACGAGAGCGCGGCGUGCCGGCAGAGCGCCAUGGCCUACCUGGAGUGCCGCAUGGACAGGCAACUUAUGGCUAAUGAACCACUGGAAAAAUUGGGAUUUAAAGACCUGAUAAAUGAGAAAUCAGAAGAAAAACCUGAGAAGUCGUGAUGAAGACAGACAACUUGGCCCCUCAUGAAGGGAAAGCAUAACUCUGAAUGUAGUACAUAUUGUACAUUCUGUUCAUAUUGCAAUAGGAAAUGUUUCCUGAAAGAACCUUUUUUUUUUCCACAGUUCAACUGUCCUAAAAUAAGAAUUUUCUUUAAAUGAGCAAAAGUACUGCCUUUGUCUGCUUUGCCAAAGUAUUUCUUAACUUCUUUCUUUUAAUUUCUCUAGAGGCAAAACAGUUACAGCCCAAAGUGUUCUCCCUGCCUCUGUAAGAACAGUGAAGUUUUAUUUUAAGGGGACAAAAACCCAAACCAAACAAUGCUUUAUUGUGUAGGAUUAAUCUUCUGUGGGCAGUACUGAUAUGCUCACAGCAGUUACUUGCCAGGUGGAAAUAAAGGUGUUGUACUUCAAAUUUGAUUUUUAUCAAAUACUGGCAUUAGUCCCCAUCCCUGGGGAGGUCUCACCCUGCUAUGGAACAACUGUGGCCCUGUGGGGGUACUUGAGCACUUGAGGCAGUGUUUUUUCAGUCAUUUCAUCUUCCAUCGUUGUUGGGAGAGUGUUUCUAGUUUCAGACACUGGUCAGGGAGUGAUUCUGCUUUUAUUUACCAUGCCAGCUGUGUUCACAUAAUCUUUCCAUCAUUUAACUGGGAACAGUGGUAUUUUCUUGCAUGUUCUAAGGCAGCUGAAGUGUUUCUUAAUUAAUGUUGAGUUCAAGCAGAAAUAAUUUGGCCUCUUAGCCCCUAGAAGUGUGUUUCAAGCAGGCAAUAAAUGUGUAAAUCUUCUGGAUGUGUUUCCCUCUGUAUCUUCUGCCCUGGUAUCCCUGCUGCUUUAGUUUUUCUUUUUAACCCAGUGAAUCAUUUCUGUGUGUCCAGCUCUCCCUGCCAAGGCAGCUCCCUAAGGCUUCCCUCUUUAUCUGGUGUCCCCUCUCUGACAGAUCUCGCCUCCCCUGCUGGCUGCCUUUGCUUCUGCCUCUCUCCACUGUGCAUCUGCUCACACCAAGUUCCAGGAGAGGGUGAAGGAACAUUUCUGCUCUUCAUACUGAUCACUGGGGCUGAGAUUUGAAUUGCUGCUCUGUCUAAUCUGAUGGAACAGAGUGCACAUAGCUCCGAGCAGGUUCCUGUUUGAAAAGGACAUUUGCCUGCUGCUGCAUAUUUUAUCCCACUUCAUUCUGCUGUUCAAAUUAUAUCCUUUGGUGAGAUUAGCACAUUUCUAGGAAAGAAAGCAGAGAUUGUAUUGCUGCAACAGAUACUAAAAGACAUUAUAUUAAA
Motacilla alba alba is the source of this 1656-nucleotide messenger RNA. RefSeq names its product cytochrome c oxidase assembly protein COX19. The record is from RefSeq and is a predicted model, not a curated record. The transcript is spliced from 3 exons. The coding region runs from base 110 to 391 and encodes 93 amino acids. Gene Ontology annotation, cellular component: mitochondrial intermembrane space. Lineage: Eukaryota; Metazoa; Chordata; Aves; Passeriformes; Motacillidae. Gene Ontology annotation, biological process: mitochondrial respiratory chain complex IV assembly.